UGACAGCCCAGCGGCGGGAGGAGCCCCUCUGCCCUGGGAGCCGGACGGGCCGCGCCUCCCCGCCGGUGACCGGUCCGGUGCGCUGGCCCAUGCUGGUCCCCGCCUUUGUUCUCGGGCCGGAGCGGAGACAUGCGCGGCUGACGAUGGAAGUAGAGGACUCGGGCGGCGUGGUGCUGACCGCCUACCACUCGUACGCGCGCCCCCAGCCGCCCAGCUCCGAGCCGCGCUGCGCGCCCCGGGCCGCCGCCAGCCACCCAGGCAGCAGAAAAUCCAUUUCUCGCUGCCGAAGAAUUAGCAGGAUGCUCUCCAAUGAAUCCUUACAAUCCCCGGCAUUCAGCCGCUCCAACUCUCAAGCCUCCAUAGACAGCGCCUCCAUGGAGGAUUUCUGGCGGGAAAUAGAAAGUAUCAAAGAGAACAGCCUGGGAGUUCAGGAAGAGCAGACGCCAGCUGAGGCCAAGCCCCUGGAUGAAGGAGAACUUGAAGCAGAGUGGUUGCAAGAUGUAGGUUUAUCAACCCUGAUCUCGGGUAAUGAAGAGGAGGGUGGCAAAGCCUUGCUCUCGACUUUGACUCGAACCCAAGCAGCUGCAGUGAAGAAGAGAUAUAAUACUUACACUCAAACCAUGAGAAAAAAGAACAAGCAAUCCAUCAGGGAUGUCAGAGACAUCUUUGGAGUCAGCGAAUCUCCUCCAGAUGAUUUUUGUUGUAUCCCAGCUCCUCUUUUGGAUGUGAACCCAGAUGAAGAAGGGAUGCCAGCAGUUCCCUGCAGAAAUGGUCAACUGCCAGGCGAUACCUGUGACAACCAUCCUAGUCAGUUGGACGACACCCAGGAGGAAAAAGAGCUGCCGGGAGUUAUCAAAACAAGUGGUUCCUUGCCAGAUGAUGCGUCUUUCAACAUUACUACCCUGUCAGAUGGGUCCCAAGAUGAAGAAGGGAGUUUUGCAGUUCCCAGGAGUGGCUCCAUGUCUAUCCUGGAGACUAUUCCAGAUGCGCCAGCUCAUUCCAAUGGCUCAGCAGACCCUGGACAGUCGGUGCAGAAGGCAGUGAGUGAUGAUGAAUAUCUGGAAAAGGACAUUCCACUACAAGCUGAAGAGCUGUCCUUUGAAGAAUCUUAUUCAGAAAUGGUUACAGAGGCUCCAAAAAGAAAUAAAUUGAAGAAGUCAGAUUUUAAGAAAGAAGACUAUGUUUUACCUAAAUUUAUUGUUCAGAAAACCAGAUUUGGCCUAACUGAAGCAGGAGAUCUGUCUGCUGACGACAUGAAGAAAAUCCGCCAUCUCUCUCUGAUUGAAUUGACGGCCUUUUUUGAUGCCUUUCGUAUUCAACUAAAAAGAAACAAAACGGAGAAAGUAAAAGGACGAGACAGUGGGAUUUUUGGAGUUCCUCUUACAGUCCUGCUGGAAAAUGACCGAAGGAAAGAUGCUGGAGUGAAAGUUCCCCUUGUGUUACAAAAAUUCUUUCAGAAAGUUGAAGAAUCGGGUCUGGAAUCUGAAGGGAUUUUUCGACUUUCAGGAUGUACUGCCAAAGUCAAGCAAUACCGUGAAGAACUGGAUGCCAAGUUUAAUGCUGAUAAGUUUAAAUGGGAGAAAAUGUGCCACAGAGAAGCUGCAGUAAUGUUGAAAGCAUUUUUCAGAGAACUACCCACCUCUCUCUUCCCUGUGGAAUAUAUACCUGCUUUCAUCACUCUAAUGGAAAGAGGGCCUCACAUCAAAGUACAGUUUCAAGCCUUACACCUCAUGAUCAUGGCACUGCCUGAGGCCAACAGGGACACAGCCCAGGCCCUCAUGACAUUCUUCAAUAAAGUCAUUGCCAACGAAUCAAAAAACCGGAUGAGUAUAUGGAACAUUUCUACUAUAAUGGCACCAAAUCUUUUCUUCAGUAGAAGCAAACAUUCUGACUGUGAAGAAUUACUCUUAGCAAACACCGCUGCCCACAUCAUCCGCUUGAUGCUAAAGUACCAGGAGAUGUUGUGGAAGGUUCCAUCUUUCUUAAUCGCUCAAGUCAGAAGAAUGAAUGAAGCCACGAUGUUGUUAAAGAAACAGCUUCCAAGUGUCAAAAAGCUGCUAAGGAGGAAGACCAUAGAACGAGGGGUUAUAAGCCCCAAGACUUCAAAGGUACUACAAAAAUCACCCUCUACAAGAAGAAUGUCUGACGUGCCGGAGGGAGUCAUAAGGAUCCAUGCGCCCCUUCUCUCCAAGGUGUCCAUGGCCAUUCAACUCAACAGUCAAACCAAAGCCAAAGACAUCUUGGCGAAAUUUCAAUAUGAGAACAGUCAUGGUUCAUCGGAAGGCAUUAAGAUCCAGAACCAAAGAUUAUAUGAAAUUGGAGGUAAUAUAGGACAGCACUGCUUGGAUCCAGAGGCUUAUAUAUUGGAUGUAUAUCAUGUAAAUCCCCAGGCAGAAUGGGUGAUUAAACCCCAAUCAAGUGUUUGAAAUACCCCCCAAGAUGGCAGCUAUCGUGCAUUACCUGCCAAGAAGUCCUACAUUUGGUAGGGAAAAAACAAGACUGCUUUUGACAUGUUUGUUCCUAGAACCCUCUUGGUGUUUCUCAGCCCAACUGGUGUCUCCCACUGGUGUCAACACGAAUUGUGGAAGAGGAACUGGUUGACCAUUUGAGCUGAAGCUUUCUCAUGAUGGUUCUUUGAUAAGAGUGAAGUAAAGAGGAUGUGAUCCUUCCAGAAGAAAGGCCAAUAUAGAAUAUGGAACUCUAAUCGUUUCUAAUACUUUGACUUCACAGCAGAAAUGAAUUUGGUCCUCUACCUGGGGAUAAGAAGCACUUCUUGAUGUAGCAAAUGCUACCAAACACAAGAGGUGGAAAAGACUUUUUUUUAUAUACUUAUGUUAUAUAUAUAGAGACAUUUUUGAAGGAUGCCAGAAAUAACAAAAAUUUCUGCUCUGAAAAAUAAUUUAGAUCUACUUACCAAAGAGAAUCAGUUUCCAGAGUCACACAAACAAUGUUUAUGCUCUGACUUGCUUCUGAAUUGGAGGAGGAGAACCUUCUAUUUAAAAACCACUGUGUUGUUAUGUAUGCUGUACUGUAUUGUGGCUGUCUGCAUUCUGGUGCAAAUGAACAUUUCCCUAUCUUGGGCUGUUGAAAACUGACAUUCUUAAAGCUUGUUCUCUUAUGAGCACAGGUCCCCAUAGUUAAGGUUAGGUUGAAAAGGGCUGUUCCUGUGCGUCCAUAACCUUUGGUGUAGUCAACGGUCACAGGGCCCCUAUUUCCUCAUCGUGAAUAUGGUGCUUAGUGAAUAGCUUUCCAUGUGCCAGGCACAGAUUUCCUUUCCUCAUCAAACAUAUCAUUUUUUAUAUUUCACAGCUGUAGAGAAUCACUUCUGCAGCCCCAGUUUUAAACUGCAGAACUGCCUUUGUCCAACUGCUCUUUCUUCAAGAGUGCUGAAAAAUACUGUUAUAUCCAGAUUUUGUAUGCUGUAAAAACAGGUUUUGUUUCUGUUCAUCAAUCAUAGACUUGGCCAAGCACUGUGGAUUAGCAUCAGGCUUUAAAAUCAGAUGAAUGUUUGGUGAGCUGAAAACUGCCUCGCUAUCAAGAUCCCACGGAGCCAUUUUCCAGACCUGCAGUUGGUGAGAAAGCACAAUUCAUGAUUCUAAUUGAGAGCAAAUCUGAAAUUUGCUGGGGGGUUGGACAGCCCUGCCUUUCAUUUGGAGACUGCAGUAUAGUCGUUCUAGAGUUGGUUAGAAAUGGGGACAGAGGUCUCAUUUAUCCCAUGUAUGUGCUUUGGAUUAGAAUCUACUAAUUAGAUUGAGAUUUUGAUGAAUUUACACCAGUUUUAAUGAGAUUUAACGCCCAAAUGACUCUCUCUUGCAAAUCAAACAAUAGACAAAGUUGCUCACCAAUGCAGAAUACAUUUAAUCUACUUACCAAGUCUCAAAACAAAAUGUGAUAAUAAUUUAAGCCUAUAGUAUAGAAGAAAUCUUUUACAUGCUCAUUAUGCCUUGAUAUCUAUAAAAAACAUAAUUUAUAUUC
This is a messenger RNA of Lagenorhynchus albirostris (white-beaked dolphin), 3975 nucleotides long. It is a transcript of the gene ARHGAP28, whose product is annotated as Rho GTPase activating protein 28. The transcript has 19 exons. The record is from RefSeq and is a predicted model, not a curated record. Bases 90 to 2426 code for a protein of 778 amino acids. Gene Ontology annotation, molecular function: GTPase activator activity. NCBI's taxonomy places the organism in Eukaryota, Metazoa, Chordata, Mammalia, Artiodactyla, Delphinidae. Gene Ontology annotation, cellular component: cytoplasm. Gene Ontology annotation, biological process: negative regulation of stress fiber assembly; regulation of actin filament polymerization; signal transduction.